Messenger RNA from Budorcas taxicolor (takin), 1788 nucleotides. It is a transcript of the gene VDAC1, whose product is annotated as voltage dependent anion channel 1. The coding region runs from base 90 to 941 and encodes 283 amino acids. Gene Ontology annotation, biological process: monoatomic anion transmembrane transport. The transcript has 9 exons. The record is from RefSeq and is a predicted model, not a curated record. Gene Ontology annotation, cellular component: mitochondrial outer membrane. NCBI's taxonomy places the organism in Eukaryota, Metazoa, Chordata, Mammalia, Artiodactyla, Bovidae. Gene Ontology annotation, molecular function: voltage-gated monoatomic anion channel activity.
GCCCCGCCCCGCCGCUCGCUCGGUUCCUCGCGCUGCAGCCCCCGCCGUAGCCGCCCGCGGAGCCCACUGCCAACGCUUCCGAGCAGAAGAUGGCUGUGCCUCCCACGUAUGCUGAUCUUGGCAAAUCUGCCAGGGAUGUCUUCACCAAGGGCUAUGGAUUUGGCUUAAUAAAACUUGAUCUGAAAACAAAAUCCGAGAAUGGAUUGGAAUUUACGAGCUCAGGUUCAGCCAACACCGAGACCACCAAAGUGACGGGCAGCCUGGAAACCAAGUACAGAUGGACUGAAUAUGGCCUGACGUUUACAGAGAAAUGGAACACUGACAACACACUAGGCACGGAGAUUACUGUGGAAGAUCAGCUUGCGCGUGGCCUGAAGCUGACCUUCGAUUCAUCCUUCUCACCAAACACUGGGAAAAAAAAUGCUAAAAUCAAGACAGGGUACAAGCGGGAACAUAUCAACCUGGGCUGCGAUGUGGAUUUUGACAUAGCCGGUCCUUCCAUCCGGGGCGCUCUGGUGCUGGGUUAUGAAGGCUGGCUGGCUGGCUACCAGAUGAAUUUUGAGACUGCAAAGUCUCGAGUGACUCAGAGCAACUUUGCAGUUGGCUACAAGACCGAUGAGUUCCAGCUUCACACUAACGUAAAUGAUGGAACAGAGUUUGGUGGCUCCAUUUAUCAGAAGGUGAACAAGAAGUUGGAGACUGCUGUUAAUCUGGCCUGGACCGCAGGAAAUAGCAACACUCGCUUCGGAAUAGCAGCCAAGUACCAGAUUGACCCUGACGCCUGCUUCUCGGCUAAAGUGAACAACUCCAGCCUGAUAGGAUUAGGAUAUACCCAGACCCUAAAGCCAGGUAUCAAACUGACACUGUCGGCUCUGCUGGAUGGCAAGAAUGUCAAUGCUGGUGGCCACAAGCUUGGUCUAGGACUGGAGUUUCAAGCAUAAAUGAAUACUGUACAAUCGUUUAAUUUUAAACUAUUUUGCAGCAUAGCUACCUUCAGAAUUUAGUGUACCUUUUAAUGUUGUAUGUCUGGGAUGCAAGUAUUGUUAAAUAUCAUGUUAGACUUCCAGGUUAAAGAUGAUUCAGCUUUAGGGUGUUACCCUUUCAGAGGUACAGAAGAAACCCAAUUUCAAAAAAGGUCCUUUCAGCUGUAGACUUGGUGGGGAGCUUGCUGGCCCCAUGAGAUGUCAGGUUUCUUUUUUACCUAGAAAUGGCUGCAAGUGGAAGCUGAUAAUUUGCAGGCACUUUGUAAAUUCCUAUUGAGUAAUCGAAUGAAAUUGUAACUUCCUGAGAAUUGAACCUUGGUUUCCUACCCUAAUUGAUUGAGGAGAGGCUCUUUGUUUGAUGGUGUGUACAAACUUAACUGAAAGGGACUUUUAUAGGCAGGGACUUUUUCCACCUCCAUCCAUCACCUCUUUCACACAAAAAGUAGUCUGCAGGGUGUGGUAGCUGUUUUCUUUUGUGCCAUUUUGGGGUGGAGAAGUUGUGAUGAAGCCAAUAAUUCAGGACUUAAUUCCCUCUCAUGUUGUGGUUUUUUUGCCCUUGCACCAGAGUAUGAAAUAGCUUCUAAGAGCCCCAGCUGCAAGCUGGGAAGAGUCUCUGUGACUGUAAUCACAUGGUGACAACACUCAGAAUCUAAAUUGGACUUCUGUUGUAUUCUCGCCACUAAAGUUUAUUUUUUAGCAGUUUAAUGGGUACAUUUUAGAGUUCCAUUUUGUGUGGAAUUAGAUUCUCCCCUUCAAAUGCUGUAAUUAACAUCACUUAAAAUAAAACUUGAAUAAAAUAUUGAAA